UGACGGCCCACACCAACACCACAGACCACCUUCCUUCUUGCCUUUACCUGUGUCGCUGUGGCCUAGGCUGCGCUUAUACCAGACUACGUGAUGACUUCCUCUCCACUGGGAAACAUACUCGGUAGGGAGAUCAACGUCAGCGCUCUACUCAAGGCGAACGACAUCACGCUGGACGUGCAACGGCAUCUGGCGAACGUCUACGCUGCCCUGGCCGCGACUGUCCUGGCCUGUGCGUUCGGCGCUGCGGCGGAUCUAUGGCUGCAUGUCGGAGGGCUGCUGACCAUGGUCGCAGGCCUCGGCGCGAUGGUGUGGCUCGCGGCUGACCAGGACAAGAACAACAACCCCAAGAGGGUUGGCAUCUUGCUCCUCUUUGGCCUCCUGAAGGGCUUUUCGCUGGGCCCGCUGAUUGACAUGGUACUGCACGUGGACCCGUCGAUUCUGGUGACCUCUCUGCUGGCCACCACGACCGUGUUUGUGUGCUUUGCGGGCGCGGCCAUAUUCGCCAAACGGCGGAGCUACCUCUACCUCGGCGGCUUGCUUUCCAGCGUCCUGAGCGUACUGAUGGUGGCAUCCCUGCUCAACCUUUUCAUGCGCCUGGAGUUCCUCAUGAGCAUCCAGCUCUACGGCGGCCUCGCUGUCUUUUGCGGUUACGUGAUAUUCGACACCCAGCUAGUGGUGGAGAAGGCUACCCUCGGAGAGAGGGACUUCGCGUGGCACGCGGCCGAGCUGUUUAUCGACUUCGUGGGCAUUUUCGUGCGCAUCUGCAUCAUCCUCAUGCGCAACAAGGACAAGGAGGGAAACCGAAGCAGCAGCAGGCUCAGCAGCAGCAGCAGCAGCGGCUACUACAGCAGUGGGAGCCGCACUGGGCGCACGGCCCGCCGUUGAUUGAUUUCACGCAGCCACCAAUCAAUCUCAGUCGAGGGUCCCUUGCCGCCGCCCCCUGCUUACAAACGCGCCGGCUCUUCGAGCGUAUUAUCCUUUGUUGAGGUUUUAGGUUUUUCAGGGUGGCCGGCGCAUUUCUUUGGUGACACGUCUACAGUAUUAUAGUGUCGGGGGCUGUAAAGCGGUGACGGCCACGAUGGGCGUGUUGCCUGCAUGCGUCUCUUUUGUGUCCUGCGGGCUUGGUUGCCGAUCUGACGGCAUCCUCGCCAACGCUCGUUGUUUUAUUGACGCUCGCUUUUCCUCACACGAACCCCUCCGCCACGAUCGACGUUUGUUUCCAUUUCGUCGUCGUCGGUCGUGAGCGGUGUGUGCUGCUUGAUCACUCUGUCCUUAUACGCGUCGAAUGAGGGGCGUGCAGCUGUUGCUGUUGCUGUUGCUGCCUGAGCGCAUUUGGUCAGAAAAGUCGGGAUUUUGUCGAGGACGCCCGCGUUGAAAUCUACCGUAGAUACGUCUACGUUGAAAUGCACCGUAGAUACUGUGUUGCUGGAUGAGCGCUUUUUGUGCCGGUCCCUGUCAGUCUACAGCAGUAGAUCUAGUAGCACGAAUUCAAUACGAGUUCUGCAAAACGGCGUCAGUAGACAUCCUCAAGUCGCCUCUGGGGAGUGGUUGGAGUGAUCAGUAACAAGAGAGGCGAUAGCGAACACGCGCCAACAUUGAAGUGUUUGUUUAUGUGCCGGCGGCCGAGGACACGCAAGUGAUUUGUGCCCUUGAUUUGAAAGUCCACGGGGGCGCAGACACGGGUGCCCCCACAAUAGACGAGUUGUCCUAGACGAGAGCGUGCAGUGGCCAUCCCUUGAGUUCGUUCAGGUGAUUUAUUUGAGGGAGUGUUGGCUUUCAAGAUUCGCGGGGUGGGGGGUGACAAGAGGCAGGAGAGCACGGGUUGAGGGACGAACAAACAACUUGGUGUUUGCAUUGCAUCCUGCUGCUGCUUCUGCGCCGCGAUGCUCUUGCGCCGCUCUUCCAUGUGCAACGGUCGGCAGCUUGUGCGUAUGAUCCUUAAAACAAAAAAAAUGAAAAAACAUGUGGUCAUGAGCACCCAGGGUGUGGCGCAACGGCGCGGUUCCUGCCAGGCGUGCGGUGACAUGUAUCUACAGUAGGGCUGUGCGAUAUCGACAGAGCCUGUUGAAUUGUCAGCAGGUAUUGGCUCCUCCGUGAUGGUGGUUUGACCG
Ectocarpus sp. CCAP 1310/34 is the source of this 2111-nucleotide messenger RNA. The record is from the annotation of a GenBank genome assembly. Lineage: Eukaryota; Phaeophyceae; Ectocarpales; Ectocarpaceae.